AUGGAGAACCAAGCUGUGUCUUCUGAAAGCUCUUCCUCACCCCAACCCGAAAACCGCAAAGACGGUACCGUGGCUGUGAAGGAGUCCAAGGAGAAGGCAACGGAAAACAACAACAAUCUGAGCGUAGGGUCUUCUCAGGAGGUUAUGUCUGAAAGGACUAGUGAGAACCCUAGUCCUGGAUCUGGUGCUGUCCGAACAGACGGUACCGUGGCUGUGAAGGAGUCCAAGGAGAAGGCAACGGAAAACAACAACAAUCUGAGCGUAGGGUCUUCUCAGGAGGUUAUGUCUGAAAGGACUAGUGAGAACCCUAGUCCUGGAUCUGGUGCUGUCCGAACAGGUACAUCGAUGACGAUGAUUUACCCAUCAAAGUCUAAUAGGAUCUACACUUGUCAGUUUUGCAGUAAAGGGUUCUCAACCACUCAAGCCCUAGGUGGUCACCAGAACGCGCACAAGCAAGAUCGUGAGUGGGAAAAGAAGAGGAAGGAGAUGGAGGAAGACUUCCCGGGACUCUCCUUUUUGAAUCCUUACAUAAACAAGCCACACUUGCUCCUAGGUGGGUAUUCAGAAGAUGCUUUAUCAAAUGAUAAUCAUCUUGGGAUCACUCUUGAACCUUACAGACGUAGAGGACACGGUGUUUACCCAACAUUCAGUGGCGGACACGGGAGGCCCAUGAACAUGACUGUUGUUCCUCGCAUGAAUCCUACUCGCUUCUUCACAGGGAACACUUUAACCUAUGGUUCUCCGUCUGCAGGGGGACGUGGGCCCAGACCCCCAUAUACCCCGAUACUCCCUAGGAAUGUUCCUCCUUCUUUUCCUCCUCGAAGCAGGAGUUUGUAUCCGCAAGAGAACCGUCUGAGCGAGGAGGAUCUCACCUUAAAGAUAGGCAAUGACAAGAUUGUGGUGAUUGAUGAUGAUGAUGAUCAGCCAGAAAAAGAGAACCCUAAAAACUGGGGCACUGAUUUGUCCCUUUGA
Molecule: messenger RNA, 972 nt
Organism: Eruca vesicaria subsp. sativa (arugula)
Lineage: Eukaryota; Viridiplantae; Streptophyta; Magnoliopsida; Brassicales; Brassicaceae
Source: the annotation of a GenBank genome assembly